AUGAGCUCAGAGGGAUAUUCCUCCUGUGAGGAAGACUACCUCGACCCGUUGAGAUCUCAGAUUUCGGCCUGUCUUAAUGAAAUACAUAGUGCAGGAUCUUUUUCAACAGCGGGUUACAACGUGAAUCACAUUCACCCUGGUCUAGGCGUCAAAGGCGUCGGUCCGAUCAGACUCCCAUUACUUCCUGAAGAUGCGAAUGCUCUUAUUCAAGUGAGCCGCCAGUCCACUUCUGACAAAGAGGAAAAAGCGGUUGCUCGUGAGACUGUCAGGAAGACCUGGGAGAUCGAUGGGGAAGAGUUGUCUUUCGGAAAUGAGGGCUGGAACAGCUGGCUUUAUCAAAUUGUUGUAAAAGUUCGCGAGGGCUUGGGUAUCCCUCCUUGUGCUGGAAGUAUACGCGCUGAGCUUUCCAAUUUACUCGUGUAUGAGGAGGGCGCAUUUUCCAAACCUCAGAAAAACACAGAGAUGACGCGAAACAUGUUUGGGACACUGGAGAUUUGCUUACCAUCCGAGCACGUCGGUGGCGGAGUUCGCUUGAUUCAUGGACAGGAUGAAAAGGUUCUUGAAACGCACAAGUCGUCUUCCUACGGCGUCUCUUAUUUGGCUUGGUACAAUGAUGUUUCUCAUGAGGUGUUACCAGUUCAGGCCGGGUACCGAGUCGUCUUAACAUACAAUCUCGUCAACAAUAGUACUGAACUGCAGCUUUCAGCUGCUGUACAGGAUGUUGAACAGUCCAGGAUCAAACAGAUGCUGAACAAGUGGUACUCUAUGCCAAACAGACCAGCACUGAUGUGUUACGCUCUGCAGCACGAAUAUACUAGUGCAAAACUUCAAUUUAGGCUGCCAAAACUUCGACUCAGCAGUCUAAAGGGUGACGACUAUUAUCGCUGUUGCCAGCUUGACAGCGCUUGCCGGUCUAAUGGCCGCUUCUGUGUUUUUUUGUCCACCUUGGAGAGACAUGUGAAUGUGACUGGGUCUAAGGAUGAGGACUAUGAAGAAGUUGAGGAAAGCUCUUGCUUACGCGAUAUUGUUACACUUCACGGCGACAAACUUCAAAAUACCUCGAUGCAGACAGACUGUCUCGCACGUGGGUAUGAGCAUAGUCAGCUCGUUAAGCAAUGGGCUGUUGGCCGCUUGGACGAUGAACCUUCUCAGAGCGAGCGAGUUUACCAUGAUACCGUCGCCAUCAUUGUUCCUCGGGUCUCUGCCGCGGAGAGUCUGCUUGGGCGCGGUUACACGGCUUCUGAUUACUCCGAGUUACUCAGACGACUUUGUGAUAUCCUCGAGAACUCGCACGACGACUAUGAACAUGAUCUCUUCCGCGAAAUGAUAGUCCAAACAUGCCGAAGGCAUAUUAAAAGACAAUACAACAACAAUCAGAUGAAAGAUGCUUUGAUGGGCCAAACAGCAAUAGCGUCAUUACGUAUCGGGAAAUCUGAGCUAGCGAGAGCAGCCCUCGACUCCGUGAAGCAUACCUUCGACGCGUCUACUUUCCAGGAGCUCGGCCGGCUAGGAUAUGAGGACACCAGAGACUUGUGA
Molecule: messenger RNA, 1536 nt
Organism: Exophiala dermatitidis NIH/UT8656
Lineage: Eukaryota; Fungi; Ascomycota; Eurotiomycetes; Chaetothyriales; Herpotrichiellaceae
Exons: 5
Coding region: 1-1536 (511 amino acids)
Source: RefSeq, a predicted model, not a curated record